AUGGCAGAGGAGCCUCCGCCGCGGAGAAAGCCGAAGCCGCCGAUGUCGCACAUCAUGCGCCUAUCCCUCAGGGUCGUGGACUACGUAUCCGACGCGACCCGCCGCGCCGACGGCACCGUGAACCGCCGUGUGCUCUCCCUGCUGGACCCUCGCGUCCCGGCCCUCUCCUCCCCGUGCCGCGGCGUCGCCUCCCGCGACGUCGUCAUCGACCCGGCCAUCCGCCUCCGCGCCCGCCUCUUCCACCCUGCCGCUAGACCAGCCGGCAGCACCGCGCCUCUCCCCGUGAUCGUCUUCUUCCACGGCGGCGGGUUCGCGUUCCUCUCCAACGCGUCCCUGGCCUACGACGCCGUGUGCCGCCGCAUCGCGCGGUACGCCUCGGCGGCCGUGCUCUCCGUCGACUACCGCCGCGCCCCGGAGUACCGCUUCCCGGCGCCCUACGACGACGGCGUCGCCGCCCUCCGCUUCCUCGAUGACCCCAAGAACCACCCCGCGGACGUGCCGCUCGACGCCUCACGCUGCUUCCUCGCCGGGGACAGCGCCGGCGGCAACAUCUCGCACCACGUCGCGAGGCGAUACGCCUCGGACGUCCAAACUUUCAAGAACGUCCGGCUCGCGGGCGUCAUCGCCGUCCAGCCCUUCUUCGGCGGCGAGGAGCGGACGCCCUCCGAGCUCCGCCUCCACGGCGCGCCGAUCGUGUCCGUGCCCCGCACCGACUGGAUGUGGCGCGCGUUCCUCCCGCACGGCGCCGACCGUUCUCACGAGGCCGCGUGCUGCACCACCCCUGAGGCAGCCGCAGGUAUAGACUCCCCGGCGUUCCCGCCGGUGCUGCUCGUCAUCGGCGGCUACGACCCGCUGCAAGACUGGCAGCGGCGGUACUGCGAGAUGCUGAUGGGCAGCGGGAAGGACGUGACGGUGCUGGAGUACCCGGACGGCAUCCACGCCUUCUUCCUCUUUCCCAUGUUCGACGACGCGCGGGACCUCAUGACUCGCAUCGCCGAGUUCGUCGGCGGCGGCCAGUGA
Molecule: messenger RNA, 1020 nt
Organism: Lolium rigidum
Lineage: Eukaryota; Viridiplantae; Streptophyta; Magnoliopsida; Poales; Poaceae
Product: probable carboxylesterase 18
Exons: 1
Coding region: 1-1020 (339 amino acids)
Molecular function (GO): hydrolase activity
Source: RefSeq, a predicted model, not a curated record